UAUGUAUGUAUAUUUCCCCUCUUUUUAUUUUUUGUAGAUUUGUACAUAUGUGUUGCUUCUAAAAGAGGAACUGAAGACCAAUCUAUAUACUAUUUUUAUUUUUUUAUAUUUUUUGUUUAUAUAGUUUUUACCUUUGGUUUUCUAGUCUUUUAUAUGAAAUCCAGCAGAAAAUUUAUACAUGAUAGCAAAAGGAAAAUUAUUUAGAAUACAGUAUCAUAAUAAAGCAGAACUUUCAUCAUCAUGUUUUCUUCUCCCCCGGCCCCUCUCUUUAAUUACAUAUAAAUGUACUUAGUUCAAUAAAAAGUAAUUUUCCAUUUAUGCAUUCCAUUCCUUUAGACAUGUGAUCAUUGAUGUGCAUCCAGCAUAUGAUCAGCUUGUUUGUUUCAUGCUUGUUUCUUAGAAAGAGUCGAGUUAGAUGGAAUGAAGCAAACUUGGAUGAGAUUGAAGCAAAUAAACCAGUGAGGCAGAAAAUAACAGAGCCUAAGACACCUUAUCACCCUAUGAUCGAAGAUGAUGGUGCUGUAUCACCGAGACUUGCUUUCAACGAAUGCUUGGAUAAUUCUGCUCAUGCUGAAGCUCUUAUGACUGCUUUGAAUGAUGUAGCUUCUUCAAGCAGAAGCCCUAACGGGGAUUGGACAUCUUCUGAAGAUGAAACUGAUGCCAUGGAGCAAGAUGAUGAUUCUGAAGUGGAUGUUGCAAGGUUGAGUUUCACGGAGCACCGGAAGGCUCACUAUGAUGAAUUCCAUAAGGUCAAAGAACUCUUGCGAGCGAAGUCCCUUGUUGAUGAGGAUGAAGAAGACAACAGUGGCGGGGAAACUGGCAAAGAGAUCGGUGAUUCAACGUCGGAUGAAGUGAGGGGACCCGAAUCUGGUGAAGCUCAAAAUUCCACACCCAACAAAUAAAAUAAGGGAACUACGUCCCCCAUGUGAUGCAGCCCACCGGUGAAUAAUUUCCAAUAAGAAGACAUCCGAGCCAUUUGCUUCGAUCAUUGAUUUCUGCUUAAAUGAAAAAAAAGCACGUAUCGUGAUCACAUGGCUUGUGGUUAUCCUGACUUUUAGUGCAAAAUCUUUGAUUCUCUAAUCCAUCUUACUUUAUGUGAUGCCAAGUCUGAUCUACCUUUCUCUCCACAACAUCUUUUGACUGUAUUUGUACUACGGUUGUUCCAUGUUUUCUCACCUCCCUUUUUCCUGGCAGUGUUUCUGGAGAGCUGUAAAUCUUCAUUACAAACUGUGUAAACGGUUGAAUUCUGUGGUUUCUUUCACUCGA
Musa acuminata AAA Group (dessert banana) is the source of this 1266-nucleotide messenger RNA. Its product is annotated as protein phosphatase inhibitor 2-like. Gene Ontology annotation, biological process: regulation of signal transduction. The record is from RefSeq and is a predicted model, not a curated record. Gene Ontology annotation, molecular function: protein phosphatase inhibitor activity. The transcript has 3 exons. The coding region runs from base 351 to 902 and encodes 183 amino acids. NCBI's taxonomy places the organism in Eukaryota, Viridiplantae, Streptophyta, Magnoliopsida, Zingiberales, Musaceae.